Molecule: messenger RNA, 1068 nt
Organism: Helianthus annuus (common sunflower)
Lineage: Eukaryota; Viridiplantae; Streptophyta; Magnoliopsida; Asterales; Asteraceae
Exons: 1
Coding region: 1-1068 (355 amino acids)
Molecular function (GO): zinc ion binding; nucleic acid binding
Source: RefSeq, a predicted model, not a curated record
AUGCCCAUUGCUUAUGCUCUUGUUGAUGAAGAGACUGUUCAUAGUUGGUGUUGGUUUUUCCAAAAUCUGAAACAGUAUGUCAUCCAGACCAGAAAAAUAUGUGUUAUAUCUGACCGUCAUGCUGGAAUCAUUCAUGCAAUGGAGAACCUCGAAGAUUGGAUGGAACCAAGGGCCUACCAUCGUUAUUGUCUUCGUCAUGUGAGAAGCAAUUUUAGUAGCAGAUUCUCGAUGAAAUACCUAAGGAAGUUGUGCUGGAUGAUUGGGAGCACAACCCAAUCACAAAAGUAUCGUUGGGCUGUGCAAGAAAUGCGGAUGUAUAAAGAGGAAGCAUGGGACUACCUGAACAACACAGACAAAAGUAAGUGGACGUUACGGCAUGACCAUAGGCAUCGUCGUUGGGGAAACCUAACGACCAACAUUUCUGAGUCUAUGAAUAAUGUGUUACGUCAGGCAAGACUGCUGCCUAUAAAAGUGUUGAUUCGUUUCACGUUUACGAAAGACGUAUCAGAGUAUGUUAGGCACACGCAGCUUGCAGCCCGUUGCAACUCCCCUUUACCCCCGCGUAUAUGGUCAAGGUUUAACAAACUGUACUCUGUAGCUAUGCAACACGAGGUGUCCAUGUAUGAUGCCAUAGAUGCACGCUAUAGUGUGGUUUCAAAGACUGAAACCAACGAUCACGGUGGCAAUGAGUACACCAUUGAGUACAAUAAAAGGAGUUGCUCAUGUGGGAAAUGGCAAAUGCUUAGAUUUCCAUGUUCCCAUGCCAUUGCAGUUUGUUAUUGGAGGGGUGAGGAACCGCACAACAUUACACAUUCUAUAUUCCAUACAACCACUUAUCGACAACAGUAUAGUGGACACUUUUACAACUUAGGGCACAAGGACGAAUGGGCAAAACCCGACUGGAGAAUUAAGGGGGACCCGUCGAGGGUUACAACUCAUCGAGGUAGGAUGCGUUCAAGGAGAAUUCAGAAUGAGUUGGAUAUUAACUAUCACGACGAACCCCAAGCGCGAAGGUGCAGCAAAUGUGGUGCUACGGGUCAUAACAGGAAGACUUGUGGCCAACGCUAA